Molecule: messenger RNA, 1161 nt
Organism: Trypanosoma theileri
Lineage: Eukaryota; Euglenozoa; Kinetoplastea; Trypanosomatida; Trypanosomatidae
Exons: 1
Coding region: 1-1161 (386 amino acids)
Source: RefSeq, a predicted model, not a curated record
AUGGAGGUGGUGUGCAACAAUGUUCUGUGCCGCCUGGAGGUGCAUGGAUCUGUGAUUUCGUGCUCGCCUUUAAAUGAUGGAGAGACUUCAGAUGUGGAGACGUUCACAUAUGCUGAAAUUACUCAACUGUUGCGCUCUCGGCGUGACCAAGGGUCUGCCAAGAUUAUUGUAGGUUCAAAAACAAUUAUAAUGCGUUUUGUUAACCCUCCUGACAGGGAACGCUUUAUUGACAAGGUCCAACGUCUUGAAACCGACUCUGGAGAAAAUGAACAGUGGGUGGCUUCCACAAUUUGCCAUACCGCCGUAGACUUUGGUCUUAUAGAUGAUGCGGCUUUGAAAUUGCUCAUGGAAGAAGAAUUCCCGCGUGGUGUUGUGGUGGCCUUUGAUGCUAUUGGUUCACUUGUCGAUCCAAAGACGUUUAAGUUGCGUCCGAUAACGGAACAAUUAGAAAAUGAUAUAUUUCGACAGAUUCCCAUACUGGCGAGGAUAUUUGAGCGGCACGUGACGGAUGAGGAGACGAGACAGCGUUUCUGGGAGGCGGUGGUGAGAAAGUACUUUUGUUUCUCACGAACGUUUCUAGAGGAGGAGAUACGUGAACUCGAGGCAGACACCACCCCUUCCUCUAUAGGAACUACUACUACUACUACUACUACUACUAUUAAUAAUAAUAAUAGUAAUGGUAGGACUACAGAUACGAAUAGUAAUGGUACGAGUGUUGUUGGAGGUGCGGUGGAGAAUCUCGCCGGCCUUAACGUUCUCUCCACCCGGGCGCUGCCGAAAGCGACGGCCCUCGCCAACCACCAACUCCCGCACAACAACACCCAACAGCCGGCAGCGCAGAAGUCGCACGUGCGUCUCUUUCACGGCCGCCCGCUCACAACUCACUGCGUGCGGCGGCAGAUGUGUGAUGUCUCGCCGCCAGCGCCGUUCGUGCGGGUGCACCCCGCCCCGAAGGUGUCGCGAUCGCUGCCGAAGGAAAACACAAACAGAGAAGUGUUGGAACUUCUCAAGAGGUUUUGGGGUGGGGACACGAACCAGAAAAAGGCAUUGCGAUCUAAACUUAAUAGUGUGAAAGUUACCGGUGGUGGUGUGUUGCAGAGGCGAUGUUUGCAGCGGGCGAGAGAGUAUCUCGAAGAGUUGGAAUCCAGCGAAGGGAAGUAA